GCCAAUCAGAUGAGAGCACAGUCUCAGUGUCUGACUUGUUGCCGUCUUCGUCUUCUUCUUCUUCUUGAAUCUCUGCGGCUGAACGAUGCACACCAAAGGAAAUUCCUGCUGCUGCUCCUUUGAGGACUACAAACUAACUACUGAGUGGCUACUGAACCAGACGAGUCACCGCCCGAAGGUGGCAGUGAUCUGUGGCUCAGGACUUGGUCUGCUUGCAGACGGAGCCGCCAACAAACAGACCUUCAGGUACCAGGACAUCCCCAACUUCCCUGUUAGCACAGUCCCAGGUCAUGAGGGCUGCCUGGUCUUUGGGACGAUCAAGGACACCCCUUGCGUCUUCAUGCAGGGUCAUUUCCACCUGUAUGAAGGUUACUCCCUCUGCCAGGUGACGUUCCCUGUGAGAAUCUUUAAGCUGAUGGGGGUGGAGUCUGUGCUGGUGACAAACGCCUCAGGAGGAAUCUGUCCAGACUUUAAGGUCGGUGACAUCAUGAUCAUCAAGGACCACAUCAACCUGCCGGGAUUCGCUGGACAGCACCCGCUGUGUGGACCCAACGACGAGCGUUUUGGGAUCAGGUUUCCGUGCAUGUCGGAUGCCUACAGUAAGGAUCUGAGGCGGUUGGCGUUGGACGUUGGGUCUGAGCUCGGCUGCAGUGAUUUCAUCAGAGAGGGUGUGUACUGCAUGGUGAGCGGACCAAACUUUGAAACCAUCGCUGAGGCCAGAAUGCUGCUGAUCCUGGGCUGUGACUCUGUGGGAAUGAGUGCCGUUCCUGAAGUGACAGUGGCGAAACACUGUGGACUCAGAGUUCUUGGUCUGUCCCUCAUCACCAAUAAGGUGUCUCUGGACUACAGUCGGGAGGAGAAGGUGAACCAUGAAGAGGUUCUUCAGACCAGUAAAAUGAGGGCAGAGGUUCUGCAGAAACUGGUCACCACACUGAUCUGUCGCUGCCAGCAGCAAAGCAUCAACACUGACUGAAUAUAACACACGUCUGAGUCCACGUCUCAGUCCACGUCUGUAGAACUGUGUAUGAGCUGUAUGUUCAGGUGUUUUCAGAGUAAAGUGCAGUUAAAUGAGUCUGUAAUCUAUGUCGUAUGUUUCUGCUGCUGAUGUGUUUCAGCUGUGAACUGAAUUCUCAUAAAAACAAAAGAUUAAACACAGGUUUACUCCU
Toxotes jaculatrix (banded archerfish) is the source of this 1166-nucleotide messenger RNA. RefSeq names its product purine nucleoside phosphorylase 4b (gene pnp4b). The transcript has 7 exons. Gene Ontology annotation, molecular function: purine-nucleoside phosphorylase activity. The coding region runs from base 86 to 973 and encodes 295 amino acids. NCBI's taxonomy places the organism in Eukaryota, Metazoa, Chordata, Actinopteri, Toxotidae. The record is from RefSeq and is a predicted model, not a curated record. Gene Ontology annotation, biological process: nucleoside metabolic process. Gene Ontology annotation, cellular component: cytoplasm.